Molecule: messenger RNA, 2532 nt
Organism: Oncorhynchus kisutch (coho salmon)
Lineage: Eukaryota; Metazoa; Chordata; Actinopteri; Salmoniformes; Salmonidae
Product: methyl-CpG-binding domain protein 3
Exons: 7
Coding region: 636-1301 (221 amino acids)
Biological process (GO): DNA methylation-dependent constitutive heterochromatin formation; negative regulation of transcription by RNA polymerase II
Cellular component (GO): nucleus
Molecular function (GO): methyl-CpG binding
Source: RefSeq, a predicted model, not a curated record
UGGUUUGGAUGCUGAAAUUAUUUUGUGAGCGGACUAAUGUGCGCGGGUAGCCUACAGGAGCGCAUUUGUUAAGUGAUUGUUUGGCAAUCAGAUGAAAACAUCUGGCUGGUUGUGUUUAUGCCACAUUAAAAGGCAUAGGUGGCGUGACAAUAAUGCUAGUUGAAGCUAAGCCUUCCCUAAAGUGAAUUGAAUUAAAUUGGCAAAAUGAUAUAGCCUAAUUAGCUUCUAUCCAUACCGAAAUAAAUCAAAUCAUUCAAAAUAGGCUACUACACCAGAAAGCAUGAUUUGGCCACAGAGGAUCAUUAGCGUCUUUGAAAAAACGCUGUGGAUUGUUUUAAAUUGCAUAGCCUACGGUCGGAUAGAUGAUUGUUGAGUUGCGGAGACCUAGCCAGGCAUAUCGCAAUAUUAAAAAUCACAAUCGCGGAAAAACCGGUUAGAAAGCAAAUGGAUAUUGCUGUAAAGAGAUGCCAAUGAAAGACCCCAAUCUGUCUCUUAGGUGUCAAAAUUCUUAAAACUUAAUUGAGCAAACAGUAGCCUAUUUUAUUGGCACCAGUAGAGAACAUCGGCCACAUCCCUGUGACCCUGGAAAGAGAUUCCUCAGCAAGCCCCAGCUAGCUCGUUACCUGGGUAACACCAUGGAGGUGCACGCCAUUGACCCCCGUGCAGGAAGGAUGCUAACGAACAAACUGCACAGGAACAGGCACAAGCAUCGCUAUGACAACAACAACCAUCAGAUCAAGGUUAAGCCGGACCUGAACACGACCCUACCAGUCCGACAGACAGCAUCCAUCUUUAAACAGCCGGUCACCAAGGUGACCAAUCACCCUAGCAACAAAGUGAAGACGGACCCCCACAAGGCUGUCGACCAACCAAGACAGCUGUUUUGGGAGAGGAAGCUGAGUGGUCUGAGUGCGUUUGACAUUGCAGAGGAGCUGGUCAAGACCAUGGACCUUCCCAAGGGCCUACAGGGUGUUGGGCCUGUGUGUUCAGACAAGACCCUGCUCUCUGCCAUUGCCAGCGCCCUGCACACCAGCCCCACACCCGUCACUGGUCAGCUGACCGCUGCCGUGGAGAAGAACCCUGGGGUGUGGCUCAACACCACCCAGCCACUCUGCAAGGCCUUCAUGGUUACCGAUGACGACAUCAGGAAGCAAGAGGACCUGGUCCACAGUGUGAGGAGGAGGCUGGAGGAAGCUCUGAUGGCGGACAUGUUGGCUCACAUAGAGGCCUCCACCAACGAGGCAGACACAGACGCUCUGAAGGAGGAGCAAGCCGAGCAGGAUGACAAGGAGGACGUAUAGCAGAGGGUUGGUGAUUGUGACAGAGAGCUGCCUGGAGCACAGUAUUCUACCCAUACACACACCAAUACACAUACAGGACAUUCACCAGGUUCUGAAUAGCAUCUGUCAACAUGAAGGACCCUCUCUCUCUUCUACGUCUCUCUGAAUUGUUGUUGACCGUCUUCAAGACAAUCUAAAUAUAUUUUUGACCAAUUUAAAUGUAAUUUUGAAUAUUUUUUUUAAGCUCUUAGACGAGGCUUUGACGUUCAGAGUUCAAUUCACUCAUUUUUACCCUCACUAAUUGUAUGGAAUGUGGAGAAGUAUGUAUGGUGCUUUAGGCAAUAUAGUCUUGCCCUCUUGUGAAGACAAGUUUAAGGUUAAAACACAGUGUGUGUGUGUGCGUGAGAGAGAGAGAGAAGUGUGUUUUGGGAGGGGGAGAGAGUGUGAUUGUGGGGCACCACUCGGCCCAUUCCAAUUUUCCAUCUGGUACCACUCAGUAUCCUUUGCCCAAGUGGAGAAUUAGUGAGUGGUUAGAGGGGUGCAUAUUGGGCAAGGGACCACAUGCUGUAAGAUGACGGUUGGAGGCUCCAAAUGGACUUUACAAAAGACUACCUGUUUCAGAAGUCAGUCAUAGAUAAGCAUGCAUCAUGAUCUACUAUGGCUCUUGUUAUCUCUAACUAAUAAUUGGAUUCUGUGUUCUCCAAACUGUCUUCUGAACGGUCAUGAAGAGUGGUGCUCUGCACAGAGGUUGAACAGGCUCUCAUGUCUCAAACUCUCCCAUAAGUUCAAAAUGGUGCUAAUUUAGUCUGUUCUCAUCUUUCUAGAUGUAUUUGCUUUCAUGUUACAUUGAUGAUCUGUCAAUAGGUGCGAUGGCUGACGUAGACGGCUACUCUGAAAUAGUUGCCUAUUUGGGAUUUUGUAUUUUUUGUUGUUGAAAUCGUUGCUGUGUGGCAAGUCACAAUUAUGCCAUAGUUAUUUAACGUUGGUUGUUUUUAGUAGGUUUUAAAUGCUGACAUUUUUCCCUAAACUUGUUCUUCAUUUGAGUUCUGAAUGGGAAGAUCAUUCACUGUCAGAAUGAUCCCUCCAUGAAAUGUUAUUGUUCAGAUUAUGCUUUAUAGUUCAAAAAAACCUUUGUUUCCAUAGAGGGAUUUGUUACCAUUUUCUCUUGAAAUUUGAGGUCAAACAUCAAGCAAUUAAUUCUGGAUGAUUCUUUUUUUUCAUAUAACUAAAAUAAAUGCUAACUCUUUUGUAA